AUGGCAGGUCGAGGUGGAGCUGCUCGACCGAAUGGACCAGCUGCUGGAAACAAAAUCUGCCAGUUUAAACUUGUGCUCUUGGGAGAGUCGGCAGUGGGGAAGUCCAGCCUUGUUCUGCGCUUUGUGAAGGGGCAGUUCCACGAGUACCAGGAGAGCACGAUUGGAGUGAAGUUUGAAAUAUGGGAUACAGCAGGACAAGAGCGGUAUCACAGCCUGGCACCGAUGUAUUACCGAGGCGCCCAGGCAGCCAUUGUCGUCUACGACAUCACUAACACAGACACAUUUGUACGAGCCAAGAACUGGGUGAAAGAGUUGCAGAGGCAGGCUAGCCCCAAUAUUGUAAUUGCACUAGCAGGAAACAAGGCAGACCUUGCUACCAAGAGAGCUGUGGACUUCCAGGAUGCACAAACAUAUGCAGAUGACAACAGCUUGCUGUUCAUGGAGACGUCAGCAAAGACAGCGAUGAAUGUGAAUGAAAUCUUCAUGGCAAUAGCCAAGAAACUGCCAAAAAAUGAACCCCAGAAUGCUCCUGGUGGCCCAGGUAGGAAUCGGGUGGUUGACCUUCAGGAGAGCAGUCAGCCUAGCAGGAGCCAGUGCUGCAGCAAUUGAGCAGCUGUUCCCACCCGACGGAGCCCUUGAAUGACAUGACUGGAAUCCAUGCUAACAAUCGCACUUACCGUAGAGCGGCUGCUGCCGGUGGCUGCUGUGAUUUCUCCAUCCCUUUCUGAUCAUAGGCUGGAGGGAGUUCUUCCACCUGCACCUUUCUGUACAAAUACUAAUUCAAUUCUAAGUCUUAAGUCACUUUUUUAAUAUUACGAACUUCUGCUCUUCCCUCUUUCUGGUGGUGGUGGAUGCAUGACCUGGUGUCUGCCCAGCCAGCUCAGCCCUUCCCACGGGUGAGGGCCAGCAGCACCCAGGUCCCACAGUACUGUAGUUCCCUGUUAGAAAGAAAGGGAUAUUGAGACUAGACAACCUUGUUGAAAAUUACCCGUAGGUAAAAGCUAAGGCUAAUGCCAGUACAAAAUACCUAGAACAACCACUAAACUGUAGCACAUAGUGACAAACUCUGGCUUUUUAGCCACUUAUUGACCAAAAUGAAUUAUGAGUAUUCUGGGGUGGGGCAGAGGGAAGCAAAACUGGUUUCUUCUGUAUUUUGUAUUGUCUGUUUCUUCAUGUAACCAAUCAGUAUCUUGUCAAUAUAGUACAUACAACUAGCUGCCUGUUGUCUUUAUUUGUGUUGGACUCUAGCAUGCCAACUCUUUUCUAUCUCUGGUUCUGUCGUAAUGCACUAAUCCUGUUGCAACUUUUGCAAAAAUCUUGUAUAGAAAAUUGUCCUUUUUUUGAUGGUUGUGAUGCCACUAAUGUUGUUAACCCUACUCUAGUGUGAAUACACAUGGUUUACUGAUGUACAGAGGUGGGGUGGGGGAAACCUCAGAUAACUUGUCAAACAAUUGUAUUACAAAAGCCUGUAACUCCACAAAGUAUGAAGGGAGGUAUUAAAAUGGUUUCUGUUGCCACACUCUAACUGAUGUUGGCUGCUGCCUAGUGCCUAAUGCAAUGUCUUAUGCAUACUGGUAUUUAAGAGGAACUGUCAACUUAGUCUUCAUCACAAACUUCAGUUUUGUGUGAUUAAAAAAAAUUUUUAUAAACCUA
This is a messenger RNA of Pelecanus crispus (Dalmatian pelican), 1653 nucleotides long. The record is from RefSeq and is a predicted model, not a curated record. Lineage: Eukaryota; Metazoa; Chordata; Aves; Pelecaniformes; Pelecanidae.